CACCUGACAUUCAAUUGAGUGACCCAAACCUGAGCGCCAAAACAACCAGAAACAUUUACUCCUACUUAAGCUACCUUCGCUUAAAUAAACCCGGCUGACGGUCGGUAACCUAGCCACCAGAUACAUGUCAGGAAACGGGUUAAUAUCAAGCAUCCGGAGGUUAAUAAACGCCGAGGAGCGGCUGAGGACUCCGGGUCCGUUCGAACAUCUUCGUCAGCAGAUGAAUGAUGUCUUGGGAGAUGGAGGGAUCCUAAAAGAGGUGGUGCAGCCUGGAGAGGGCCCACCUGUACCCCAAAAUGCUUCAGUAUUGAUGCAUUACUCUGGUUUCCUGGAGUAUUCUGACCAACCUUUUGAAACCACCACACACCUCAAGUACCCCCAGAUGAUGAAGUUAGGGAGAGACGUGACGCUGGCCGGACUGGAGCUGGGUCUGAUGACCAUGCGGAAAGGAGAGUUCUCUCGUUUCCUCUUCCAGCCCCAGUAUGCAUACGGGGACAUGGGUUGUCCUCCGUUCAUCCCCGCCGCUGCUGUGGUUCUGUAUGAGGUUCAGAUCCUCGACUACCUCGACUCAGGACAAGUGGACAGCUUCAUUGCGCUGAGCCCGGAGGAGCAGAACACAGUUCCUCUGUCCACACUUCUCGAAGUUGUCAACACAGUACGCAGCUUUGGCAACCGUUGCUUCCACCAGAGCCGUUACGACAAUGCCAAAGAUCGCUACAAACAGGCACUGAUGCUGCUGGGGAACAGGGACACAGAAGGCGAUGCAGAGAAGGAGAGGAUCCAGACAGCACUGCUUCCUCUGUAUCUGAACCUUUCUCUCACCGAGCUCCGCCUGGACAGCCCACACAAAGCCCUGAAAUAUGGCAACAAAGCCUUAGAGAUAGAUUCUGCCAACACAAAGGCUCUUUACCGCUGCGGACAGGCGUAUCUGGAGCUGCAUGAGUACGAGAGCGCCCAGACUUGCCUCAUAAGUGCUCAAGCAAAGAAGCCCUUUGACAGUGACAUCAACAACUUGCUGAGGAAAGUGGCAAUGUGCUAUAAAGACAGCUUGGACCAACAGAAAGACUUGUACUCCAAGAUGUUCAGUGACUUGAGGGCCGACUGAAGAUGUAAAGAUGAAAAAAAGAGUAAACAACACUUUCUCUCCAGAGCUGCGUUUUCUGGAAGUUAAACCUUUCAUAUGUUAUGGAAGGAAUAAUGUUGUACAGAUGUGGUGUUCAUAUCCUUUAACCAAAUAAGUCAGUUCCUUCAAAUCCUUCAGAUGUUUGUUAAUAAUGUAGCUCAACGGCAUUGUUUCUGUUUGAAGAUGUGCUUUGCAGAGUUUACUUUCAUUACUAGAUAUGAAGGCUGGAAAAGAUUUACACAAAGAGUCGGAGGGGAUCUUGAGUGGCUGCAUUUUCUAUAAAGUUGCAGCCUCUCAGAUUCUGUUCAUUAAUACUGUUUGCUUGAAUAUUUGCAUGGGGUCCUGAGGUGAUGAUGAUAAUAAAAUAAAAUAAAAAAAAAAAAUAAAUAAAUAAAUAACUUCAAAAA
This is a messenger RNA of Morone saxatilis (striped sea-bass), 1530 nucleotides long. It is a transcript of the gene fkbp6, whose product is annotated as FKBP prolyl isomerase 6. NCBI's taxonomy places the organism in Eukaryota, Metazoa, Chordata, Actinopteri, Moronidae. The coding region runs from base 125 to 1105 and encodes 326 amino acids. The transcript has 9 exons. Gene Ontology annotation, molecular function: peptidyl-prolyl cis-trans isomerase activity; protein binding. The record is from RefSeq and is a predicted model, not a curated record.